UACAUACUACAGAAAAACGGCAGUGAUGAGAAGCACAUACAAGACAGGAAAAGGAGAGCGAUGAUAGCAAUGAAGAAAACAUGGAGCGUGGGAGAAAGAGUAUUCAAACAGGACUACAAGAGGAGAAUGAAGAUGUUUGAAGCAUUAGUAGAGAGCGUGGCGCUGUUUGGAGCAGAGGUAUGGGGUUGGAACAUGGAAGAAAGGCUGGACAGGAUAAAAAGAGGGUACAUAAAAUGGAUCUUAGGUUUAGAUAGGACAACACCAAACUACAUACUGACGGAAGAGUGCAAGCUAGAAGAAAUCAAGGUAAAAGCAUUAAAAAGGGCAGCAAGGUACGAGGGAAGAACUCUAGAAUCAGAAAAGGAGAGCAGAGUUUUUAUACGAGAAUAA
Molecule: messenger RNA, 390 nt
Organism: Bombus pyrosoma
Lineage: Eukaryota; Metazoa; Arthropoda; Insecta; Hymenoptera; Apidae
Exons: 2
Coding region: 61-390 (109 amino acids)
Source: RefSeq, a predicted model, not a curated record